Molecule: messenger RNA, 699 nt
Organism: Cokeromyces recurvatus
Lineage: Eukaryota; Fungi; Mucoromycota; Mucoromycetes; Mucorales; Mucoraceae
Product: Oxo-4-hydroxy-4-carboxy-5-ureidoimidazoline decarboxylase
Exons: 1
Coding region: 47-571 (174 amino acids)
Source: RefSeq, a predicted model, not a curated record
UUUUUUAUUUUCUUGUUAUCUUCUAGUUUUAUCUCUCUAAUGUAAAAUGAAUUUUCUUCCUUCUAUUAAUCAAUUGAACAAAGAAACUCCUGAAGAGUUUAUAAAGGUUGUUAACAUUCUCUUUGAGGCUGCUCCUCCUUUAACAAAGCGCCUUUUGGCUAUUCGUCCUUUCACGUCCUAUACUGAACUUAUUAAUUCUACUGAAAAGAUAUGCCUUAGUAAUGAGCUUGAUCUAGAAGAAAGACUAGAAGUCAUAAAUGCCCAUCCUCGUAUUGGUGCCUCUAAAGCUAAUCUAUCUGCCUGUUCACUUAGAGAACAAGGUUAUACUGACACUUUACAAACUAAAGAAGACAAAACAAUAAAUAUAGAACUGGCCAAACUAAAUCAACAGUAUGAGAAACAAUAUGGGUUUAAGUUUAUUAUCUUUGUUAAUGGGCGUUCUCGUCAACAAAUUAUUCCUAUCAUCAAAGAACGUAUAAAAGAUAGUAAUCGCGAAAGGGAAUUAUAUACAGCUAUAAUUGAUAUGAUGCUAAUAGCAAAGGAUCGAUUAAAAAAAAGCAACCGAAACUAAAGUCUAAUAAUAAAAAUAAUAUUAAUAGUUGAUACACAUGAUAUAGUACUUUGACACUAGUCGUUAGCAUUAAUAAUGCUUAAGCUAUUAUAAAGCUUUAUUUAUUUAUUUAGUUAUUGUCUAAACAC